This is a messenger RNA of Glossina fuscipes, 2983 nucleotides long. RefSeq lists its product as uncharacterized. Gene Ontology annotation, molecular function: protein binding. The transcript has 13 exons. NCBI's taxonomy places the organism in Eukaryota, Metazoa, Arthropoda, Insecta, Diptera, Glossinidae. The coding region runs from base 912 to 2585 and encodes 557 amino acids. Gene Ontology annotation, biological process: regulation of DNA-templated transcription. The record is from RefSeq and is a predicted model, not a curated record.
UCAAAAUUCAAAAAAAAAAAAUUUUAAUUAAAACCUUAAUGCUGAUUGAGGAAUUUUUGGCAAGAGAGCUGAAGCAGAAUUUUUCCAGAAAAAUUUCUUGGUCUUACCUUUCCACUAAAAUUGAGAAACGUUUGAGAAAAGGUCAUAACUUUUGAGACAUUUGUGUCUUGGCCCAAGGAGGAACGCUAUUGAAAACGGUUCGGAUCGCAUCACUUUUUCGACCACCAUUUUCGUUCACUUUCCAUGCAUCGCCGCUCUACGAACGGCUAUUGGAUGGUUUAGGAUAUUAAUGGUUGGUCGUGGCUUUCUAUAGUGUUCGUACUUGUUAUUUUUUUAUUAAAAAAACUAAAUUUAGAAGGACCACAGCGCCAGAGCUUAUUGUCAUCAUAACCAACCAGGUGAUAUAUCACUUUCGAAGGCAUGCCGGCUGAUUUCGGAUGUAAUUGAAAAUCGAUUGGCAAUGCCGAUUGUGACAAAUCUAGCUUUCGAGGAAAUGACAGGAGCGUUUACUCCGUCAAGCGGAACGCAUUGCAGAAUUUAAAAUACUCAUCAAUCCGAUCAACUCGUGAACAGGAAGAUCCGGAGAGAUUAGUGUUUUAGCCAGGACGAAGUAAUCCAACAAACAAGAGGCAACGUUAGAUUCGCCUGGGGAACGCUCUCGUUGUGACUUAGUUGGAACAGAUCAUAGAAUUUAAGAAUUAUAUAAAUGCUACAAGAACAAGAAAGGGUGUAAUAGCCGUAGUAAUUAAGCCAUUGUCUCGUAAAUAAUCUACAUGGAAUCGACCUGGAUUGACGUUCACUAAAAUAGGGAUAAUAUUCCAAUGUAUGGCCUUUAGAUAUUUGCUGUACUAUUACGCUUAUACGAACAUAAAAUAAUAUAAAGGGGUGACAGAUACGGAGAGAGGCAAAUAAUGGUUUCGCGCCGGAAAAUAUUGUCACGUUCUAGAGAUGAUCUAAAUUUGGAUCAGACAUUUAGUCCGCAAGAAGAAGAAGAAGAUGUUUGGUAUCAAAAAGAAAAAUUAUAUAAAGAGCAUAUUCAAGAAGUCUUGGAUAAAUGGACUCAAAUCGAUGACGAAAUUUGGGCAAAGGUCAUUGUCUUUGAGCGUAAUCGUCGUGUUGCCAAAGCUUAUGCGCGAGCCCCAGUCUUAACUAUUAAUGGUUCUGACGAUGGUUUUGAUGGCAUGAGAAUCGGCUUAUGCGGUUUCGAUAAUCCAAUGCGUGAUCAAAAAACGGAAGAACUAAAAAAACACAUUGGUCAGGGUGUCAAAAUAAAAAUGGACGACGCUGGCAAUAUACUGAUAAGACGUUACGCGAAAAGUAAUGUGUAUGUCAAAAGUACAGCCAGCCAUCCAAAUGAGGAAACUUCCAUUGGUGCCGAUAUCCUAAAGUUACCCAAUCAAGCUCUCGAAAAUGAGAAAAUAGUCAAAUUAUUUGAUAUGAAAAAGUUCCAAUCGAAUGUGAAUCGUGAGUUGCGACGCGCCUAUCCAGAUCGUCGACGUUUAGAAACGCAAUGUCUAUCAGCGGUAGCUUUUGUGAAAUCAGAAAAUGACAUACUCGAGUGUCCCAUAUGGGUUCUCAUUGUAAAUGUUGUAGCCAUGGAUAUGCUGAAAAGCAAAUUGCCACCAGCGCAACGUUCGAUGGUGGAUAUUAAGAAUCGUCCUCGCAUACCGAUACCCGAUGAAGAUCCUUACAGUGUGGCUGGCAACGGCAGCGGUGGCAGUAUGAUGUCCAUACAUAGUGGUCAAACGCCACAAACGCAACAAACAACAUCACAACAACAACAACAGCAACAACAACAGCAACAACAACAACAGCAACAAAACACUGGCGGUGGCAUGCAUUUGAAUAAUGGCAACAGUAUUAUGGUGAAUGGUAGCGGUCAUGUGGCAGCUACUAGAGAACAAUUGCUAAUGCAAACACAACAAUUGGCACACAAACGUAGCGAGAAACCACCAAAAUUACCACCCAGAGAUAAUAGCAAUUAUGGACUUGAACCCAAGCCGGAUUAUGAUGACAUUGACGCUGAAACCAGAAUAAAAAUGUCGCGAGGCAAAUCGGAUAAAGGCAAAGAUAAUAAGAAAUAUGAUGAUCCUUACUAUUGUGGGUUAAGAGCUCGUGUACCAAAUUUCGUUAAAUCAUCAUCCAAAACAGCCAAGGAUCAUAUGGCCGCAGGGGCAGCCGUGCUCAACACGAGCUCAACAUCACAGUCACCAUCGGCCGUCGCUGCCAACAUGAUGAAUACUUUAUCUGCACAAAAAAAGACUUCAAUGAUGAUGCCUAUGCAUCCUAGCAUGCAUGCGCCGCCGCCACCGCAUAUGCAUCCACAUCACAUACAACAACAGCAAAUGAUGGCAAUGGCUGCCGUUCAUGCUGUCCAGCAUCCGGUCGCCGCGGCGGCUGCAGCAGCCGCUCAUCAUCAUCUCCAUCAGCAUUCGCAUCCCAUGUGGCAGGCGCGCAGUUUUGAAAGUGGCAUAGAUGCCGAUAUUAUGGAAUCACCUUAUAAUCACAUAUAUGGUCGUUUACCUUUACCUACACGAGGUUAUAUACCGACACCCCGCAGCAUGUACAUCGGUGAAUGGGAUUAAGAUUGUUAAUUAAACUAAGUAUAAAAUUAAAUUAUAAAAAAAGCAAAAAAAAAAGAAUUUUGUAAAUGUAAAUUGUUAGUUUUGAAAAGGAAAACGUGAAUCCAUAAAUCACUAUAAGGCAGCAAUUUUAGUAUAUUUUCACGCAAACAUAUUGAAAUUAAACGCCAUUAAAUUCUUAGAAAAACAAAAAUUUCAUUAUCAAUUAUGCAAUGUAUUAGAGAAAUUAAAACCAUUAUAUUUUUUUUAUUUUCUUUGUUUUCUUAUUAUGCAUACGAUAUAACAAAUAAAUUAAAUAGUUUCCAUUUUUCAAGUUCACUUAGUAAAUAUUCGCAAAGUUACCAGGCUCGAUUGUUUUUAAGUGCAUAUCGUGUAAGAAGAAGAAGAAGACAUUGAAUGUA